UUCAUACAUACCCUCAAACAACAAAUACUUGUCGCGAAGAAGAGAGAAAAGCUUGGCCAUGGGAGUUCGCUUGGCAGGAGUUGUACGCAUGAAGCACAUCCUUCAACAAUCUUUCCGGAACCAGCAGAGGGCGACGGCGUCGGCGGAUGUCCCGAAGGGCCACUUUGCGGUAUACGUCGGCGAGAUGGAGAAGCGGUUCGUCGUCCCUAUCUGCUAUCUGCACCACCCUUCCUUCCAAACCUUGCUUCAUAAGGCCGAAGAGGAGUAUGGAUUCGAGCACCCGAGAGGCAUGCUCAGAGUUCCAUGCGACGAAGAUGACUUCGCUACUCUCACUUCUCAAAUGACCGGCUCCUGAGAGGAAGAUAUUGCGUCAUCAUCCCUCCAUCUUCGAGGAAAAAUUUAUCCUGUUAGAAUGUGAUACGUGAUGAGUCCUAAAGGAGGUGGUAAGAGUGGGAGGAGAUGGUGUAUGUGACUGCAUAUAAGCAGAAAACUUAAU
Messenger RNA from Musa acuminata subsp. malaccensis (wild Malaysian banana), 496 nucleotides. RefSeq names its product auxin-induced protein 15A-like. Lineage: Eukaryota; Viridiplantae; Streptophyta; Magnoliopsida; Zingiberales; Musaceae. Gene Ontology annotation, biological process: response to auxin. The record is from RefSeq and is a predicted model, not a curated record.